Messenger RNA from Pleuronectes platessa (European plaice), 4550 nucleotides. Its product is annotated as NLR family CARD domain-containing protein 3. Bases 452 to 3766 code for a protein of 1104 amino acids. Gene Ontology annotation, molecular function: protein binding. NCBI's taxonomy places the organism in Eukaryota, Metazoa, Chordata, Actinopteri, Pleuronectiformes, Pleuronectidae. The record is from RefSeq and is a predicted model, not a curated record. The transcript is spliced from 15 exons.
CACACACACACAGAGUCACGUGAUUCCCAGUAACUACAGAGAGGAGGAGGAGCCUCCAGUAAAAGUGAAAGUGUUCAGACUCGUUCUAACUUCAAGGAGCAGACGGAGGAGACGUGAAGUCUGAGGCUGGGAGGAGGAGCCUGAGAACAGGGAGCGGUCAGACUCCAUUUUCACCUGGAUGAGCAGCAGGAAGGAAAGUGAGCAGCAGUGGUCACAAACCAGUCGAGAGUCUUCACUGUGGAUCCCAGUAAAGCUCUGGACUCACUGGCUGAGGUGUGAGGAACAUCGACCUGCAGAUCAAGAUAAACAUUGAAACUGGUGUGAAAGAUCAUUUCACUGUGUUCUGCUGUAAACUGAGCGCAGAACCAUGAAGGAAAUAGACCAGACCUUGAAUAUCUAGAAGAGCAGCGUGGCCUGAACCACAACUGAGCCGCAGCCGGCCCGGAGCAACAUGGACGAGGAUAUUUGUGUUUGCAAAGGUCAGGACCAGAGACUGAGAGCAGAGUCUCCAGGGUCCAGCUGUCUGUCUCUGAAGAGUAACCAGUCCAUGGGAGUUCCUCUCCACUUCAGUAAUGAACCUGGACCCUCACACACAAAAGGUCAGGACCACAGACUGAGAGCAGAGUCUCCAGGGUCCAGCUGUCUGUCUCUGAAGAGUGACAGGUCCAAAAAUGAUCCUCCAAACUUCAGUAAUGAACCUGGACCCUCACACACAGAACUGAAGAUGAGUGGUUAUGAGGAAGAAGAGGACAGAGCAGAGUCUCCAGGGUUCAGCUGUCUGUCUCUGAAGAGUACUUGGUCCAAAGAUGAACCUCUAAACUUCAGUAAUGAACCUGGACCCUCACACACUGAAGGUCAGGACCACAGACUGAGAGCAGAGUCUCCAGGGUCCAGCUGUCUGUCUCUGAAGAGGGACCGGUCCAUGAGUCCUCCUCUAAACUUCAGUAAUGAACCUGGACCCUCACACACAAAAGGUCAGGACCACAGACUGAGAGCAGAGUCUCCAGGGUCCAGCUGUCUGUCUCUGAAGAGUGACCGGUCCAUGCAUCAUCCUCCACUCUUCAGUAAAGAACCUGGACCCUCACACACAAAAGGUCAGGACCACAGACUGAGAGCAGAGUCUCCAGGGUCCAGCUGUCUGUCUCUGAAGAGUGACCGGUCCAUGGGACAUCCUCUAAACUUCAGUUAUGAACCUGGACCCUCACACACAGAGGAGAGGAAGAGGAGUCAUGUUUCUGAGGAGGAGCAGUCGUCCUGCUGUGCUUCGUGUCAGGACGUCCUGAAGGAUCCAGUCUCCACCAGCUGUGGACACUGGUUCUGCAGACAGUGCAUCACCUCAUACUGGGACCAGUCUGGUUCUUCAGGAGACUCCUCCUGUCCCCAGUGUGGACAAAGAUCCAGAACAGGAGCUGGAGCAGAUUGUGGUCUGCAGGAGGUUUCAGAUGAACAUAAGCUCAGUGUGAGGAGGAGAUGUGAACAUGUGACUGAAGGAAGUGACGAAACAGGAAGUAGAACCCUCCUCAACAGGAUCUACACUGAGCUCUACAUCACAGAGGGACAGAGUGAAGAGGUUAAUACUCAACAUGAGGUGAGGCAGCUUGAGACAGCUUCCAAGAUGAAGAUCCUCCAGGACACUCCCAUCAAGGUCCAGGACAUCUUUAAAGCCUCCACUGACCAGCAGAGCAGCAUCAGAGUCGUCCUGACCAACGGCGUCGCUGGUGUUGGAAAAACCUUCUCGGUGCAGAAGUUCACUCUGGACUGGGCAGAGGGUUUAGAGAACCAGGAUGUGGGUCUGCUGGCUGUGCUUUCGUUCAAGGAGCUGAACCUGGUGAAGGACCAGCAGCACAGUCUUCUCACGCUGCUCCAUGUUUUCCAUCCAGCGUUACAGAAGCUCACUGCAGAGACGCUCGCUGUCUGUAAACCUUUGUUCAUCUUUGACGGCCUGGAUGAAAGCAGACCUUCUCUGGACUUCAACCACAGGGAGCUUGUGUCUGAGGUCACACAGAGGUCAUCAGUCAACGUGCUGCUGACAAACCUCAUCCGGGGGAAUCUGCUUCCCUCGGCUCUCAUCUGGAUAACCUCCAGACCUGCGGCGGCCAAUCAGAUCCCUCCUGCAUGUGUUGACAGGGUCACAGAAGUACGAGGCUUCACUGACGCCCAGAAGGAGGAGUACUUCAGGAGGAGAUUCAGUGAUGAAGAGCUGUGCAGCAGAAUCAUCUCACACAUCAAGAUGUCCAGGAGCCUCCUCAUCAUGUGUCAAAUCCCAGUCUUCUGCUGGAUCAGUGCUACAGUUCUGGAGCACAUGUUGACCACAGACGAAAGAGGAGAGCUGCCCAAGACCCUGACUGACCUGUACUCACACUUCCUGCUGGUUCAGACAAAGAGGAAGAACAACAAGUACGGUGAGGGACAUGAGACGACUCCACAGCAGCUGACGGAGGCUGACAGGGACGUUCUCCUGAAGCUGGGGAGGCUGGCACUUAAACAUCUGGAGGAAGGAAACAUCAUGUUCUACCAAGAAGACCUUGAGCGGUGUGGUCUUAAUGUCACAGACGCCUCGGUGUACUCAGGAGUUUGUACUGAGAUCUUCAGACGAGAGUGUGUGAUCUUCCAGAAAUCAGUCUACUGCUUUGUUCAUCUGAGCGUUCAGGAGUUUCUGGCUGCAGUCUACAUGUUCCACUGUUACACAGAGAGGAACACAGAAGAACUCAACAACUUCUUGGGAAACUUCUUCUACACAGACAGGACCUCCUCCCUUGAUGAGCUCCUGGAGAGAACCAUGAAGAAAUCCCUCUCCAGUUCAAAUGGUCAUCUAGACCUGUUUGUUCGCUUCCUUCACGGCCUCAGUCUGGAGUCCAACCAGAGAGUCUUAGGAGGCCUGCUGGGUCGGACAGAGAACAAUCCAGAGAUCAUCCAGAGAAUCAUCAACAACCUGAAGGAGAUGGAGAGUGGUAACAGUUCUCCUGACAGAAGCAUCAACAUCUUCCACUGUCUGACUGAGAUGAACGACCACUCAGUUCAUCAGCAGAUGAAACAGUUCCUGACGUCAGAGAACAAAUCAGAGGAGGAACUCUCUGAGAUCCACUGCUCAGCUCUGGCCUACAUGCUGCAGAUGUCAGAGGAGGUUCUGGAUGAGUUGGCCGUGUCGAAGUUCAACACAACAGGCCAGGGUCGACUGAGACUGAUCCCAGCUGUGAGGAACUGCAGGAAGGCUCGACUCAUUGGUUGUGGACUCUCAGAGACUCACUGUGAAGUCGUGGCCUCAGCUCUGAAGUCAGACCCCUCACAUCUGAGAGAACUGGAUCUGAGCUUCAACAACCUGGAGGAUUCAGAAGUGAAGCUGCUGUGUUCUGGACUGGAGAGUCCAGACUGUCGACUGGAGACUCUGAGGUUGAAGAGCUGCAGUCUGUCAGAGAUCAGCUGUUCUUCUCUAGCGUCAGCUCUGAUGUCAAACCCCUCUCAUCUGAGAGAACUGGAUCUGAGUGAUAACGACCUGCAGGACUCAGGAGUGAAGGAGCUGUGUGGUUUUCUACAGAGUCCAACCUGUCGACUGGAGACUCUGUGGUUGGAGAUCUGCAGACUAUCAGAGAUUAGCUGUUCUUCUCUGGCUUCAGCUCUGAGGUCAAACCCCUCUCAUCUGAGAGAGCUGGAUCUGAGGGGAAACUACCUGCAGGACUCAGGAGUGAAGGAGCUGAUUGAUCUAAAGCAGAGUUCAAUCUGUCGACUGGAGACUCUGAGGUGGGAGGGGGGGUCUAAGUGGAGGUGAGUGUGAAGAGGACAGUGUGUGUGGACGGAGGCUGAGCUGUGUCCUGAGGAUCCAGAGGCUGAAGCAGCAGCAGCUUGUGUGUAGUCUCCAAUCUACACAACCCCUAAUCUGCAUGUGUUUGUGAGAUGAAGCCGGAGCACCUGGAGACAACAAGGGGAGAACAUGCAGACUCCACACAGGAAGACCCCAUCUGAACCGGAUUCAAACCAGCAACCUUCUUGCCCCGAUUGUGUUUAGUCACAUGAAUAUUGUGUUAUUUAAAUGACACAACACAAUAAGAAUAUAUAAACCCUCUAUAAAGAGUCACAUACAGUGUGUUUAAGUUUGUCUUUAUUAUUUUCCACCUUUGUCCCUCAGUAUGUCUCCAUGUGUGUAGAACCACAUUCUGUGUAUAUGUUUGUUUAUGAUCUUAAAGUUCCUGAAUCCACGUCACAAAUUGAUUUAGUUCAACACAAAGUUCAACACAUUGAAAUCACUUUGAGUUUAAAAUCAGAGUUUUGUCUUCGACACAAAAGAUCAAAACUCUGGACUUUAAAAUGGGACGUUUUCAUUUCUGCAUCUGGUGCAGAGCGGUGGUGGCUUUUCUACUUUUGACCCACAGGUGGCGCUGCAGUAUAACAGCAGCACAUCCCAGUCAAAGCCUUUAUAUUCAGUCUAUGAGUCAAACACAUGGAUCAUUUCCUCUGUGACAAACCAGAUGUAACGAGAAGAAAAACAUCUCAGAGAGAAAAGUUCUGUUUCUACUUGUCUCUGCUUUAAUGCUCAAUAAACAUCUUUCCACCGA